CUCAGUGUACGAUAUACAGCGGUGCAGGAGAUACUCGUGUAUCCCCGGCCCGGCGCCCCGUGUUGUAUUGGCGCUUCCACUUCACACUGUUCUGUAAUAUUUCAUGGAGGAGGACUUAAUUUCUGGUGUGUAGAAACGAGUUAUCUAUGUGUUGUUCGCUAAUCUGCCCAGGAUCGUUGGAAAUUAGUGAGAUUUGAGUCAGUUUUACCUUAGUGUUGGCUGGCUCGCGACUGGACCACCCCGUCCGAAUACUUCUGUCGCGGUCCUUGGCACCGAUUUCGGAUUGGGCUUUCGGUGUCCAGUCGUCAGUUAUACGGUGAAACGCAGUGUUUUGUUGGUGUAGAAGGAACACAGUGACGUAUUUCACGGCGAAAACUGGACCCAGGGCUUGUGUGACCAGGGAUUUAACGAGAGAACGUACUUUAGUCAGUGUUCGAUUCCUCCCCCCGCCUGACUCGGCACGAACGGGGACUGGCACCGGCGUCGGCUCCGCCUUCUACCACCGACGACAGAGUGUGAUGGUGUGGGCGUGACGAUGGACCUCCCUCGCGACUCCUCCCUUCGGGGCCGCGGGCUGAUGGGCGGUCGGUCACCAACUCCCCAAUCUUCGCUGAUACAAACACUCGUCUCUCCCAAGAUGGACCAUUCACCCACCAGUCCUCACUAUGUUACUGGUUCUCCUUUACUGGGCGAGUCUCCCUCGGGCAUUCCUCGCUCCCCCGUCUCGCCCAUGGGCAUCCUGGUCAAGAGUGAGCCCCCCGUGUCCCCAUCGGGCACCUCAGAGUUCCAAGUGAAGCCCAAAAAGCCGCGUAGUGACGGGGAGCGGGUCGAAUGGGCACCCUCGCCCGGGGGCAUGAGCCUCGACUCCCUCUCUCCUCCUCCCCAAGGCUCCAAUGGCAUCGGGAGCUCAAUGGGACACCCCUCGAGCGGCAUGUCCCCGAUGUCCACCUCCAGCUACGACCCCAGCUCUCCCUACCUCUCCAAAUCAGGUAUGUUAUUCUACACAUCUCACCUGAGGCGGGAGCAGGACAGGUAAGGGUGGGGAGGCAAGGCUCAGAUGCAAAGGGUAUGUAUGUUGUGCUUCAAUCUGGGUCAAAGGUGUGUGUGUGUGUGUGUGUGUGUGUGUGUGUGUGUGUGUGUGUGUGUGCAGAUGAAACAAGUCACAGUGAAUGAUUGGAACAAAGAACAGAAAGGACAGGGAGUUUCCUGGCAUUAUUUAUUAUUUUUUUUCAUGUUCUUGUUUCUUUUUAUCGUUGCAAAUAAGUAAAAAGUGAAAACCAGAGCGGAAAUUGGGCGACGUAAUUCCUUUUCUCGUUCCUUUUUUUUUUUUUUUCCUUAAUUUUUCGUGGCAAUGAAGUCUCGCUUGAUAUAUAUAUAUUUUUUUUUCUUUAGUUUUCGCCCUAAUUUUGUAUACAGUAUUUUUAUUUGCUGGAGAGGAAUGACGAGAUGGUAUUAGUGCGUGUGUAUAUAUGUGUGUGUGUGUGUGCGUGUAUGUGUGUAGUGGUUGCAGUAGUAGUAGUAGUAGUAGUAAUAGUAGUAGUAGUUGAUAUUGUUCCGUGUAUUUUAUGUCAGCGGUUAUUUUUUUCCUGGAAUUUUUUUUUUGAAUUCAUCUCAUCUUUAUCUUGAUUUAGCUUUCAUCUCUCCCCUCACUCUCUAACUUUUUUUCUUUCUUUGUUCGUUCAGAGAGAGAGAGAGAGAGAGAGAGAGAGAGAGAGAGAGAGAGAGAGAGAGAGAGAGAGAGAGAGAGAGAGAGAGAGAGAAUUCUACGAACAAAACAAUAUAGAUAUAACGUGCAUGCCCCUUGUUUAAAACCUCUACUUAGUUCAUUUGCCAAGUCUCACCUGCAAAAUUGUUAUUUACACGAGAGGAUAAAUUAAAGUGUCCCAUAAAUUUCUUACGGGGAAUAAUUCACAAGUGUUUCUUGAUAAUGGCCCAGAUACUGCAGCUUGUGACGAGAAUAGCCGGCGUAAGCGGAUCUUAUUUACUUAGCACUUGAUUUACAAAGCAGGAUCUUAUGUUUAUGAAGGAAAACGAGGUCGAUUAACGCAGACAGCCUCAAGUACAACAAACAUUGUGGAGGGAUUGGUGUCCACGGCAGCGCCAGAUGUUAGGAGCGGCUUAUGUGAGAUCUGGUUAGCAAUAGAGUGGUGAAUUGCAGUUUAGUUGAUAGUGACCUUACACUCGGUGAGGUUUAGUCAGUAUUACAUCAGCCUGGCUCUUCAAACUGGGACUUUCCUCACUUAGUCCACUCAGAACUUUGUUUAAUUGCUUAUCUUUACAGUGACGUCAUCCACAGAUGCGCAAAUACUUAGUUAAUUGCGAACUAUGAUAAAGAUUUUUAAAGAUGUAUAGUUUGGUGAUAUUUCUCUUUAUGUUUAUAUACAUUUUUGUCGAAUGUUAUAGGUAAUUGACAAUCUCUAAUUUCUAUUUGGUUUUCUUUAGACAAGUGUUUUGGGAUUAGAGUAUUGAACAGAUUACUUUCCCUUUCACUGCAAACUUACACAGAAGAGUCGCUCUUAUGAAAAGGUGUAUUGUAAGGUAUAAUUUUUAAUAUACCGUGUACCUUCACAAAUUAGUUUAAUAAUUUAUUCUCCUUUGUUGUCAAGUCGAAAUUAUACAUUGUACUACAAGUGAGAAUUAGAGUUUUAAAAUUCUAAAGGAAAUACCGGAAGGAAAAGUUUAAGCCCUUAAUGAUUCAUAACUUCCAACGAAAUAUCAUAAACACACUUCUUCAGUCCUAGAGUUCCCUCGUAAGCCUGUUCAUCUGUCGAAAUUAUAAACUGUACUGCAAAAGACAACUACACUCUUUCAAAGCGUAGAGGAAAUACCUGAAAGAAAAGCAUAGGCACUGAAUGAGUCAUAACCUCCCACGAAAUAACAUAAAUGCCUUCACCCAAUCCCAGAGUCCCCACGUAAACCUUCUCAUCGGUCUGAUCCCCAGCUGAUUGUACCAACUGCUGAUCUAACACCACUCGAUCCCAGACACCAUUCACGCAGCCAAUCCCCGCCAGGCCCCGCGAAGCACAUCAGCCACGCCCUCCCAGUUCAUCGCCGCGGAUUACGGGCCUGGGAAGGUAGAGGGGCUGCCGCGGCUCCCGAGGCCUAACACCAUUGUCAACGGGGAGGUAAAAAGGGAGAUUAAAAUGCCUGUGCUGAGAAAAGAACGCCAAGGCUCGCAGUGUGAAGAGAAUUGUGCCUUCUUUACCACUACUGCUGCUGUUGUUGGUGCUGCUAUUACUACUACUACUACUACUACUACUACUACUACUACUACUACUACUACUACUACUACUACUACUACUACUACUACUACUUCUACUACAACCACCUUUCCACUGCUACUCGUACGCUCCUCAGUAGGGUAACAGUGAGGAGUGCAGGUAGGGGCUCCGUGACGUGCCCUUCGCCCCGUACUCGUACCCAAAGGAUGAUUCUGACGCCACAUUCCAGCCCCGCAUACCAGCACGUCCGGUUCACACACACACACACACACACACACACACACACACACACACACACACACACACACACA
This is a messenger RNA of Scylla paramamosain (green mud crab), 3532 nucleotides long. RefSeq names its product DNA-directed RNA polymerase II subunit RPB1-like. The record is from RefSeq and is a predicted model, not a curated record. The coding region runs from base 536 to 1036 and encodes 166 amino acids. Lineage: Eukaryota; Metazoa; Arthropoda; Malacostraca; Decapoda; Portunidae. The transcript has 3 exons.